AUGGAACCAGGAAACAAUACAAGAAUUUCAGAAUUCCUCCUUCUGGGAUUCUCAGAGGACCCAGCACUGCAGCCCCUCAUCUUUGGGCUUUUCCUCUCCAUCUACCUGGUCGCUGUGCUGGGGAACCUGCUCAUCAUCCUGGCCACAAUCUCAGACUCCCACUUGCACACGCCCAUGUACUUCUUCCUCUCCAACCUGUCCUUUGUGGACAUCUGUUUGGUGUCCACCAUCAUCCCAAAGAUGCUGGUAAACAUCAAGACGCAGAACAAGGCCAUUACCUACGGAGGCUGCAUCACCCAGAUGUGCUUUUUCUGGGUUUUUGUAGAGUUGGACAGCUUCCUCCUGGGUGUGAUGGCCUACGACAGGUUUGUGGCCAUCUGUCACCCACUGCACUACUCUGUCAUCAUGAAUCCUAAGCUCUGUGGUUUGCUGGUUCUGGUGUGCUGGAUUCUGAGUGUCCUGCAUGCCCUGCUACAAAGCUUAAUGGUGUUGCGACUGACCUUCUGCACACAUUUAGAAAUCUCCCACUUUUUCUGUGAACUCAACGAGGUGGUUCAACUUGCCUGUUCUGACACCUUCCUUAAUGACCUGGUAGCAUAUUUUGCACUUGUGCUUAUGGCUGUUUGUCCCUUUACUGGCAUCCUUUACUCCUACUCCAAGAUAGUGUCCUCAAUCCGUGCAAUCUCAUCAGCUCGGGGCAAGUACAAAGCCUUCUCCACCUGUGUGUCUCACGUCUGCGUGGUCUCCUUGUUUUAUAGCACAGGCUUUGGUGUGUACCUCAGUUCUGUGGCAACCCACGGCUCACACUCCAGUUCAACAGCCUCAGUGAUGUACACUGUGGUCACGCCCUUGCUGAACCCCUUCUUGUACAGUCUGAGGAAUAAAGAUGUAAGGAGAGCCCUGAAAAGUCUCUUUGGAGGCAAAAUAUAA
Molecule: messenger RNA, 930 nt
Organism: Sciurus carolinensis (gray squirrel)
Lineage: Eukaryota; Metazoa; Chordata; Mammalia; Rodentia; Sciuridae
Product: olfactory receptor 7A10-like
Exons: 1
Coding region: 1-930 (309 amino acids)
Biological process (GO): G protein-coupled receptor signaling pathway
Cellular component (GO): membrane
Molecular function (GO): G protein-coupled receptor activity; olfactory receptor activity
Source: RefSeq, a predicted model, not a curated record